GGCGGGACCAGCCAGAUGGAUGACUGGAGUUUCCCUUGCGGUCUGAAGAUUAAUGGAAGGGGGGUCUGUUGAUUUUAGUAAUCGACUAUCAGAUGAUCGGUCCCAUUGCACUUGACGGCUGCUUUAGGAAUGAAUGGAGGGAGAUCCAUUUGACAUAAGAAACAGCGGAGAAAACCAAUAACCCGGACGGCACUUUUGUUUCCCGGGUCUCAGCUGAAAAGGCCUGACUACAAGAGAUAGCACCUGGGUAGGUCAGGCCAGGAUACGACUGCGAGGGACGCUACGAGCUAACGCCAGCUUGCUCGUUUGACAGACGGAAAAACGGCUUUCGACGAUCUCUCCUGGUCCUGACUUGAUUUCGGAUAAACGAAGCCUUAUCUGGAAGCAAAGGACAGUCGAGUGCCGUCUUGACCUGCCGGUGCUCGCCUGCAAAUCGACAAGCUAAACGCUACCAAGCUAACAUCCACUGGUUAUCUCGGCUAGCAGCCGUGCUAGCCUAGCUCACUCAAAGCGUCAGUUUUAGCUGCGAACUUGGAUCUACUCGCUGGGCUGGAGGUUGUUUUUCGACGUGGGGAAAGUAUUGGGGAAGAAAUACAUUCGCACCCAUCGGUCAAUAAUGGUAGCUGUUAGCUAGUAGCUAGCUGUCAGCUUCAUUGAGACUGUCGACUGCGCUAAGAGGUGUAGCAUCACUCCACGACUUGUACAGGAGAAGUCAGCCCGGACCCAGGGACUCCACCACCAGCCUGCCAUCAUGGGCAACACGCCCACUGCAAAGAAGGGCAAUGAGAUGGAGAGCGUGAAAGAGUUUCUUGCCAAAGCCAAAGAAGAUUUCUUGAAGAAAUGGGAGAAUCCAGCACAGCAAACUGCGGCAUUGGACCACUUUGAGCGUUUGAAGACCUUAGGCACUGGUUCGUUCGGUCGAGUCAUGCUGGUUAAACACAAAGAGUCGGGCCAGCAUUUUGCCAUGAAAAUACUUGAUAAACAGAAGGUAGUGAAGCUGAAGCAGAUAGAGCACACACUGAACGAGAAACGUAUCCUGCAAGCGGUCAGCUUUCCCUUUCUGGUGCGACUGGAGCACUCUUUUAAGGACAACAGUAAUCUGUAUAUGAUAAUGGAGUAUGUACCCGGGGGUGAAAUGUUCUCACACUUAAGGAGAAUUGGUAGAUUCAGUGAACCACACGCCCGCUUCUACGCAGCCCAGAUUGUACUGACCUUCGAAUACCUUCACUCACUGGAUCUCAUCUACCGAGAUCUGAAGCCGGAGAACCUGCUCAUCGACCACCAAGGUUACAUACAGGUAACAGAUUUUGGAUUCGCGAAAAGGGUGAAGGGCCGAACCUGGACGCUUUGCGGGACCCCAGAGUACCUGGCACCGGAGAUCAUCCUCAGUAAGGGUUACAAUAAAGCAGUGGACUGGUGGGCCCUGGGCGUGCUGAUAUAUGAGAUGGCUGCUGGUUACCCCCCCUUCUUUGCCGACCAGCCUAUUCAAAUUUACGAGAAGAUUGUAUCAGGGAAGGUUCGCUUUCCCUCUCACUUCAGCUCAGACCUGAAGGACCUGCUGAGAAAUUUGCUUCAGGUGGACCUGACCAAGCGCUUUGGCAACCUCAGGAAUGGAGUCAACGAUAUCAAGGGCCACAAGUGGUUUGCCACCACUGAUUGGAUAGCCAUCUACCAGAGGAAGGUGGAAGCUCCCUUUAUUCCUAAGUGCAAAGGCCCCGGCGACACGAGCAACUUCGACGACUACGAGGAAGAGGAAAUCAGAGUCUCCUUCACAGAGAAGUGUGCAAAGGAGUUUUCUGAGUUCUAGAUUCCAACCAUGAGUAGCAGAGAGAGAAAGAGUGAGAGAACGAGCGAGAGAGACAGGCAUUUAGAAGGUAAAAGGGGGUCUGAAGACAGGAAGCGCUAGGGUGGACUGCUAACUUGCUUAUUUGUUAUGACGACAACAAUGUAAAAUCCCCCCCAGUGGAAAUGUAGGCAAAGUGAAGAAAGAUCCAGCAGAACCAGCAGUGUUGCCUUUUCUGAUUGUUUCUCAACUGUUACCUAUUUGUUUUAUUUAUCCCUCUUGUGUUUGUGGCAGGGGCUGGAGGAGAACAGACACAGGUUGUGGCUGUUCAGCUAGACUUGUAUCUUUCUGAUGGUGUAAUGACACGUUUUGAGUCUUUGCAGGUUGAGGCAUUGAUUUUUUUGUUAAGGUACUGAAUCUGCUAUAGGCUCCUUCCCCCCCCACUGAUCGGGCCCUCUCUUCAAGCUUCUCAACGAGCGAUUGUUGUAUCUCGUCCCCCCCCCCUGUC
Pleuronectes platessa (European plaice) is the source of this 2291-nucleotide messenger RNA. RefSeq names its product protein kinase, cAMP-dependent, catalytic, alpha, genome duplicate a (gene prkacaa). The record is from RefSeq and is a predicted model, not a curated record. Gene Ontology annotation, cellular component: cAMP-dependent protein kinase complex; nucleus. Gene Ontology annotation, biological process: peptidyl-serine phosphorylation. NCBI's taxonomy places the organism in Eukaryota, Metazoa, Chordata, Actinopteri, Pleuronectiformes, Pleuronectidae. The coding region runs from base 752 to 1807 and encodes 351 amino acids. Gene Ontology annotation, molecular function: ATP binding; cAMP-dependent protein kinase activity; protein kinase A regulatory subunit binding. The transcript has 10 exons.